AUGAUUGUUGAAAGUGAUGGUGUUCUUCGAAUGGGUGACAGGCUAUAUGUAGCAGACGUAGAUGGGUUGAGACAUGCUAUUCUUGAAGAAGCCCACAACUCUAAAUACACUAUACAUCCUGGACCCACAAAAAUGUACCAUGACCUGAAGCAAUUUUAUUGGUGGGAAGAUCGACUGACGAAAUCAACACACUUUUUGCUAGUAAAGACUACAUAUGGCGGAGUGAGAUCUGAGGAUAUGUUGAGAGCUUGCAUUCUUGAGUUUGGAGGUAGUUGGGACACUUACCUACCUUUAGCUGAAUUUGCUUACAAUAAUAGCUUCCAAUCCAGUAUUCAAAUGGCACCGUACGAAGCACUAUAUGGUAGAAGAUGCCGUUCUCCUAUGGGAUGGUUUGAAGCUGGUGAGACUAACUUACUGGGACUCGACUUAGUACAAGAAGCUAUGGACAAGGUCCAGUUGAUCAGACAGAGAUUGCUUACAGCUCAAAUGUUUCAUGUCUCAAUGCUAAGGAAAUGUAUGUCAGACUCAUCUCAGGUGCUUGAAGCACCUGCUAUACCGCUUGAUGAGAAGUUGUCUUACGAGGAGGAAUCAAUGGCUAUUAUUGAUAGACAAAAUGAGAGAAAACCCCGCGACUGCGAAGAAACAGUUGCAAUUCCGAAGUCUUCCCAUUUCUACUGUCAUCGCAAUUGCGAUGAAAUUAUGAACAGUGGACCCUCCAUAAAUGCCACCAAAAUGAUCGUAAAUGCGAACCCCGCAAAUGCAAAGAAACAGUCGCAAUUGCAAAGUCUUCUCAUUUCUACUGUCAUCGCAAUUGCGAUGAAAUUGCGAACAGUGGACCCUCCGCAAAUGCGACCAAAAUGA
Nicotiana attenuata is the source of this 861-nucleotide messenger RNA. RefSeq lists its product as uncharacterized. Gene Ontology annotation, molecular function: nucleic acid binding. The transcript is spliced from 5 exons. Lineage: Eukaryota; Viridiplantae; Streptophyta; Magnoliopsida; Solanales; Solanaceae. Bases 1 to 861 code for a protein of 286 amino acids. The record is from RefSeq and is a predicted model, not a curated record.